This is a messenger RNA of Psylliodes chrysocephalus, 405 nucleotides long. The record is from the annotation of a GenBank genome assembly. Lineage: Eukaryota; Metazoa; Arthropoda; Insecta; Coleoptera; Chrysomelidae.
AUGCGAUUUAACUUGCUUUUGUCUGUUUGGUGUAUCGAUGAAAUAGUUGGAUUUAUAUUGUAUAAGAGAAGAAACGUAGAUAAUAAAGAUACUUAUAUUUUAAACAUAGCUAGUAUAUUAAUAUUAUUUUGGUUACCAGAGUACUUUUAUGAUGAAUUACUGACUUGGUCUUAUGGUUCUUACACCCUAUAUACUAUAUUUUUAUUCACCAUGGAUAUUCCACAAUUGUUCGCUUAUAGUACACCAAUUGCUAUCAUUACCAUUUUAAAAACUAAUGAUGAACAUUUCAGAAGAGCAAUAGAAAAGAGAAACUUGUGGAAGUUAAAGAAUUUUAAAGGAAAUUCUGAAGAUGAAGUAGAAGAGUAUAACGUAAUUUCUGAUACAAAUAAUAUUUCCAAUGUCUAA